AACAUGGUCUGAAAUGAUUUUGCAGUGGUGUUAAAGCAGCAAACGGGGAUGCUGAAGAAAUAUCAAAUGCAUUCAUACGAAAUGGUCACUAAGGAGAGGGGUGCUGGGAAAUAAACAGAGCAUUCUUUCAACGAAACAUAAUCAACACCACAAUGAAAGAUGUUGUUUUGUCUUUGCUGAGUCGUGGAUUUGGUCAAAUUGUGCCAGGUGAAAGUUGUCAUAAUGGAAGACUGGAGGUCUGUUAUGAACCAGAGGACUAUUUCAACUGGAAAUCCCAGCCUCCACUUCUUCGUCUUACUGGCAGUGGUCUGUUUCUUGGAGGCACGGAGCCAGUUCCACCUAAGACCUACAGUACACGGAGAGGGCCGCUUAUUCUCUAUUCAGAAGACAUAGCCUUGUCAUACCAAGCCUGCCAGGUUAACAGGAAGAGAAAGGCACUUACCGGCCCAAAACAGGAAGUAGAGUAUCAUCUACACACACUGCAAGACCUGACCGGAGCUAUCUUGGCUUAUGGGAAAAAGCAGUCAAAAGCUGGAUCUCUUGCCGAUGUAGCACACCCUUUUAUACCAGAUACUAAACCUGCCAGCCAGCACAUCCAUGAGCAUCAUACAACAGGAGAGAAGUGCUAUCAUUUAAGCCAUAGUAAAGCAGGAAAAGGAGGACAGGUCCCAUACCAGCCACAUUUUCUCUGUUCCCCUCGACCCCGCAGGGCAACCCUGGGCCCUCUACCUCCCAUAACAACAGGUUUGGUACAUGUACAAAGCCAGGAGACAACUCAUCUGGACUCAGCAGAGACAGAUGGACAAAUCAGACACAAGCAACAUUUCUUCUGUUCUCCUCGGCCCAACAGGGCCCGUCCUGAACCUCUACCACCCAUAACGAAGGGUUUGUUACACAUAAAAAGCCAGGAGAAAACUUAUGAGGAACCAGAAGAACAAAUGUCCCUUAAGACGAAAGGCCAACAGAAGCCAAAAGUGAAGAUAACACAGAGUGUGAGGACAGAGGCUGAUACAUUCAGAGCUCCCAUGAGCCCAAUCCCUGAGACAACAGUUGCUCAGACAGAACUCCUGGAUCUGACAAUUGUCCCAGAUUUCAUUGACCACACUAGGGAUCUUAAUGGUUCUAAGAAACUAAGUCUGGUGGAAAAUAAAAGUGAUGUUGGAGAGAUGUGCACUCUGAGGUCAGUGAAUGUAGACUCAUCUUUGGAAAGUUGCCCACUCUCAAGGCUCAACUAUUAUGGUGGACACAUGGAAGGAUUUCGCCAGAUCAGACAUUGUGGAGGUGAAACUCAGGUGAGGAGAGUUACAGCGGAUACAGAUCCAAGCCUCACUAUCUAUCAUUUACCUCCCAUUGAGACAAACCCAAUGGUCAACUCAGCUUCUGACUUCAGCACUUUAACAAUGAAUAAACCGAAAACAAUCACCAGGGGAAGCUGUGAGACUCCACCACAACGAGAACUAAAAGUACAUCUCCCUGACGUCACACUUGAAACUACACAUGUUAAAAACACUGAUAGAAGUGUUCGAAGCAAAGUGCUGGUCCUUCUGCCUCCACAAACAGUAAUGACAGAGAUCCCUGCACUAGCUGAUGAACUGUGUGAGACCCUCAUUGAAAACAGUAAGCCUUGUGGUGACAAGGAGCUUACAGAAGAGGCCCCCCAAAAAAGACAGGACCCUUCCUCUAACAGCAAGUGCAGGAUUAUAGAGAUGGACCUAGGGCGUGUUGUUAGGUCCGAUGCACCAGAAAAGAGGGGUCCACUUCCACCUCUGAUGGGUCGGAGGGGUCCAGGUAAACAGAGCUCAAUGGCUGUCUUCAGUCAGAGCGUACAGGACCCUGCAGACGCAGAAGAAGCACAGACAGGAAACAUCCGAGGCUGUCUCCCUCCAGAGUUGAGAGAAAGGCUGGCUAGUGAAGCAGCAGGCACCUUAAUAAUGGGUCCUGAUGGUGAAAUCAUACGCUUGUCUCACUGGGAUCCUGCGGUUCACACUGAGGACAACCCACUGAUGAAUGAUCUCACUCAAGGCCAGGUUCUAAAAGUUGUGACUUCUGAGGAGGACGUGGCACAGCCUUGGAUGAUUCUUAUACAGGACUGUACAGAGGAUAAAGGGGACGUCAUCACACACAAUACUGAAGCAACUACUACUAACAAGGAACAGCUUGACUCUCGUCAAGAGGUGUUUAUGGCCAAUAAACAUACAGUGCAACCUAAUGCCAAGAGAGGGAAGAAUCAUCUAAGAUCACACACUGAGACUGUAAAGACACAGAUGUUUACAAAGACUAAUGCUGAGGAGGUAGAGGAGGAGGAGCAGGAAGAUGAGGAAAAUGAUGAAGAGCUGGGGUUUCUGGAGGAGGAAGGCGAUUAUUUAGGCUUUCACAAUGAAAUCAGUGAAAAGGCACAGUGGAUUUUGGUGUAUGCCCAUGCAAAACAAAAUAAUGAAGAGGACAAUGAAAACCUUUUUGGUUCCGACAGUGAAAUACUUCAGGAGGCACAGGUAUUUAAUGUUAGUUCUCGAGUCAUGCAUACUAAUGCCAAGAGGAAGAAAAAGCAUUUAGGCUCUGACACUGAAAUAAUUCAGGAAGCACAGGUGAUCAAGGUCAAUUCCCAUACAAAACACGUCAACAAAAAGACGAAUGAGGAUUAUUUAGGCUCAGGCGAUCAUAUAAUUCAGGAUGAACAAGUCUGUUUACCUGAGGAUGAACAUAGGCUCUCUACAACUCCCCAGCCCGGCAUACGAGGGGAGUGGACCACUGCAGUGAAAAAAAAUAGAAAAGGAAAGACAACAACUUUACAGCAAGAAACAGGGGUGACACUGGGAUUAAGGAAGUCCAAAGGUGCAGUGUCUGUUAUCAAUCCAAAAUCAACCCAAUUCCCUCCCACAACAGAUACACCAAAGCAAUCUCUGUCUCCUAAAUCAAAGAGGAAGACUGAUGAAAUUCAAAAAGAUGAUACCAAGUACAGGGUCUUUGAGGACAACACUGCAACCUCAAAGCAAUAUACGUUCAAUCUGCAGAAGAAAAAGAAAACUAAAGAAAUGGCAGAAACUACAGAACCCCAGAACACAAAAGUAAAGACCAAAAAGAAGAUAAAGGGGCAAUCUUCAUUCAUUGUAGGAAAACCUCGAGCACAGGAAGUAGAAUGGAAUGCAAAUUGGAUGGAAGAGUCAGAGAGACAGACCCCUGAGACCUAUGAGAGAGAGACCUAUGAGGAGUCCUAUGUAGCCCAUAAGAGAGAGGUGCUGUCCCACAACACAGAUGAUGAUGAUGUUGAACUAGACAAGAGUGUUUCACAAGAGCAAAACUAUACUGACUCUGAGGGUGACAUGGAUGCUGACACAGACUCAGUCAGUAUAGAGGCGCAUGAAGCACAAGACUCUCCCAGAUCAGUAUACACCGCUCAAAGAUCCCAUUAUUCCCAGUUUUCAGUGCGGUCACAUCCCAGCACACACCAACUCCCACAGAGCUCUCACAGAACUACCUCAGUGGGGAUGGUGGCCCAAUGCGGCCCGUGUAGCCCAGCACCUCUUUCAGCACAACAUCCUGCCACUGACCCCAUCAAAUCUCAAUCAGGCAACAAUGUAAAAACCAGUGAGGAGCAAAAAUCCAAAAAGCAAGUAGACACAAAAGCCACGGCACUGUCUGAAAGGGCCGAGCGGCGUCGUCUCGAGGUGGAGAGAAAACGAAAAGAGAAAGACGAAGAAAAGAGCAGACAGCAAGAGAAAGAGGCAACAGAGGAGAGGGUGAGGAUGGAGCUAGAAGAGGAACAGAAUAAUAGAGCAGAGGAGGCAAGGAUAAGAAAGAUUAAAGAAGUGGAGGAGAAACAGAGGAGACAAAAGGAAGCGAUGGAAAGACAGAGGAGAGAGCAGGCAGAGAAGGAAAGAGAAAGACGACGACAGGAGGAGAAGAAGAGGCUGGUGGAAAGGCUCCAGAAAGAAAGACUGGAUGAGGAGAAACGGCAUGCUGCCGAACUGGAACGUAAACGUUUGGAGGAGAAAGCAUGGGAAGAGGAAGAGCAAAAGAAGCUGUUAGAGAUGGAGGAGGCUGAGAGACUGGGGUAUCUACUCAGACGGAAGGAGGAAGAGGUGGAGAGGAGGAAGGCUGUGGAAGAGAGGAAGAGGAGGAAUGAAGAAGCAGCGAUGCGAGCUGAAGAAGAGGCCAUACUUCAGGCUGACCUAUUUGCCAGGCAGAGAGCAGCACAGGAGCAGCACCUUAAGUUUAAUCGAGGUCUGUUUGUGGAGGCUGGAGGGCUGGACCAGACACAGGAUAUCUCUCGUCCCUGGAUUUUCUCCUAUUUUGCAUUGCUGAAGAUGCUUGGCUUAGAUCACACAUCUGCUCAUGAAGACGCACUCACAGAUAAACUUUGAUAUUUUUAUUUAAACCAAUACUUUCUCAGCAAUACUUUCAAUUAUUGGCUCAGUAAUGAUUAUUACUUUCAAUUAUUGGCUCCAAUUGAGUGACAGUUGAGAGAGUAAACCACUCCCACUC
Messenger RNA from Triplophysa dalaica, 4482 nucleotides. RefSeq lists its product as uncharacterized. Lineage: Eukaryota; Metazoa; Chordata; Actinopteri; Cypriniformes; Nemacheilidae. The transcript has 29 exons. The record is from RefSeq and is a predicted model, not a curated record. Bases 153 to 4361 code for a protein of 1402 amino acids.